CGAAUAUCGAAUUUACCCAUACCUAGAAAAGAUUCUCUCAAAAUAUUUUGCAGGUGUAGACUUUUACGCGCGUCUGCGGUUUAGGUGAUAUUGAGAAAUACUUUUACUUGAAACUAUGUCUGAUUCAGACGAACUUAAAUCCAGCGAUCAGGAUAAAGACUUUGUUAACGAUGUGUCAUAUAAUAAAGAUGACUUGCUCAGUGGGGAACUAAUUAUUGAAGAGUCCGAAAAUGAAAGUUCUGAAGAAAGUAUUAUUAUUCGAAAACGCAGUAGCAAUGGCUCCAAAAAAACGCGUGCUGUGAUUCCGUCGGAGUCCGAAGAAGACGAUGAUGAGUUCGAGAGACGGGCCCUAUCACCGCGCACUCGGAUGAGUAUCACUGGUGUGAGGCCAUCGGAUCUUUCUGAUUCUAGCGAAAUUGAGUACUCCGACACAAAAUCAGAAAUAGCUGGGGUUUCACCGGAAAGAUGUGGAAAAGUGCAGGAUCUGGAAAAAACCACGUUUCAAGAUAAAACCAUAUAUUUUAGAACCCCGAGUACUGAAAAUAAAAAUUCUUUCCUUCACCGUUCGGUCUCUGAACAAAAUGUAAAAGAAUAUUAUGUCGGAGAAAUGGAAAAAAGUGAUAGCUAUGUGUGUGAAAGCAGCCCGGAAAUUACAGAAACCACAAAAGCACCUGACCCUAUUUCUGCCACUCCAAUUAAUCAUAGGAUUGAACGGUUUGGUGCCGGAGCCGAAUCGCCUUUGAGCUCCGCCAGAUAUAGUAUUCAAUUUGAAAAAGCCAUUAAAGAUAAGUUAUCAUCUACCAUGUAUCAGCCAAGUUUAAAUGAUACAUAUCGCUCCCAAGGAGAUGCCUCUGAUGAAAGUGAUGUCCAAGUGAUUAGCUUAAAGGAGAAAGCAAUAGAAAUCGGAAGCAGUAGUGAUGAAAGUAAUGCAGAAAAUUUAUUGCCAGAAGUCAACAUGCCCAACUACAAAAAAGCCGAGCUGGUUAGACCUAGCCCUUAUUUAUGGCAACCGAAUAUUUUAACUAAGUUAGAUGCAAACCAUGCAGUUGGAUCUACGGUUAAAAGUAAAGACACAACCAGUCCUAAGCAGCUUGUCUCGAAAGAGUACUUUGACAAAGAAUUAAAGAAGCUCCAAGAACUAAAAAUCGAGCUACAAAGUGCCGAAAAAUUACUUGAGAAAAUAUCAAGUAGUUUACCUGAUGGAGGAUGGCAGCUUUCUCUACGAAUUGAACGCUUACGCAAUGAUGUUCAUAUUAAGUCCCAAUAUCUGAGUACCCUUAAAAUAGAAGAUGACGGCAUAUCAAGCUCUUCCCAACCGGAGGUACAACAUCAAAAAGACCCACUUAGCUGGGAAGAUCUUUCAAAAGCUGUUAAUCAAAUGCAACCCACGCACACGGGAAAACAAGGUCUUGCCACAUUUAAUGCUCAACGGGAAUUAACAGUGGAAUGCCUUAAGGAUAUUCAUAGCUCAUUGAAAACAUGCCCUGCCGAAAAUGUACUUGCUGAUGACCCUAUUGGCUUACGAAUAAAUCUUAUGGAUCACCAGAAACAUGCACUUGCUUGGAUGACUUGGAGAGAAAAUCAGAAACCGCGUGGAGGAAUUCUUGCUGAUGAUAUGGGCUUAGGAAAGACACUAACUAUGAUAUCAUUAGUACUUGCUUCAAAACACUGUUCAGAGGCGGAAGAAGCGAACGAAAGUGACGAGGCGAGUGAUUCAGAAAAAGAAAAUCGAGGGUGGACAUCAAAAGGUCGACGAGACUUCUAUCCGGGGGGAACUUUAGUUAUUUGCCCUGCGAGCUUAGUACGUCAAUGGGAAGCAGAAGUUGAUAGCAAAGUUAAACGCCACAAGCUAACUGUAUGUGUUCAUCACGGUAACAACCGCGAUACCAAGCCGAAACACCUUCGCACAUAUGACAUUGUUGUCACUACGUAUAACAUUGUAUCCCGUGAGCAAAAGUCUCAAGGUGCUCUAUUUGGAAUAAAAUGGCAGCGGAUAAUUCUUGACGAGGCGCAUGUGGUACGCAACCAUAAAGCGCAAAUGUCAAUAGCUGUGUGUGCACUACGUGGAAAAUACAAAUGGGCCCUAACGGGUACUCCAAUUCAAAAUAAAGAAAUGGAUGCAUAUGCACUAAUAAAAUUUUUGCGUUGUUCUCCUUUUGAUGAGCUACCCCAUUGGAAAAAGUGGAUUGAUAACAAAAGUGCUGGAGGACAACAGCGUUUAAAUGCUCUAAUGAAAACGCUAAUGCUUCGACGAACUAAAGUAAUGCUUCAAGAGAGAGGAGCGCUACAAUGCUUGCCAGAAAAAAGUACAGAACUGAUCGAAGUAUACUUGGAUAAAGAUGAGAUGAAUGUAUAUCAAAAAAUUAUGGUUUACUCACGCACGUUAUUUGCACAGUUUUUAUUACAAAGAGCAGAACGCAAUACUGAUUAUAUGUACAAAGAAGACAGUAACCGUCCUACAAUUGUGCAGACCAAGGAUCCGAACGGUGCGUAUUACAAGGUACAUGAGAAAUUCACCAAACUGCAUCGUGGGCAAAAGGAUGUGAAAUCACAUGAAAUUUUAGUGCUAUUGUUAAGGUUACGGCAAAUCUGUUGUCAUCCAGGACUUAUUGAUUCGAUGCUCGACGAUAGCGACAGCCCUGAGAAUACGGAAGGUGACAGUGAAGAUGAAAAGUUAAAAAUUGAUUUACUUGAGCAGUUGAACAAGUUAGCAAUUAAUGACAGUUCUGAAAAUCGGAGUUUAGAAGGCGAUGAAGGGCUUAAGCCUGAGGAAGAAGUUAUUGCGAAGGCUUCAGCGAAAGUGUUGCAACGUAAUAAUCCAGUGUUCAAUAUAAAUCGACCCUCUUCUAAAAUUAAAAAGGUUCUCGAAAUUUUAAAAGAGCAUGUACUCAAUAGAGAUGACAAAGCAAUUAUAGUCUCACAGUGGACAAGCGUUCUUAAUAUACUGAAAACGCAUUUGCAGCAACAGGGUAUACGUACGUUGUCCCUUAAUGGAACUAUUCCUGUUAAAAACCGUCAAGGAAUUGUUACAGAGUUCAAUAACGCCAAUAAUGACAAGCGUAUUCUUCUCCUUUCACUGACGGCAGGAGGAGUUGGAUUAAAUUUGGUCGGCGCUAACCACUUGUUAAUGAUCGACUUGCAUUGGAAUCCCCAAUUAGAGGCACAAGCCCAAGACCGAAUAUAUCGUGUCGGGCAAAAGAAAAAUGUGGUUAUUUAUAAAUUCAUGUGCAAGGACACUGUGGAAGAACGAAUAAGAGCUCUGCAGGAGCAUAAAAUGUCAAUAGCAGAUGGUGUACUUACAGGGGCACGUUCAUCGGAGGGUAGCAAACUUACUAUGGAAGAUCUUAGAGGUCUUUUUGGCAUGUAAUAAGUAUUUCCACAAACAGUCUGUAUUUGUAUGUCAGUAUUUUUUAAAACGCAAAUAAACUCAUAUAUAAACGUUAA
Messenger RNA from Rhagoletis zephyria (snowberry fruit fly), 3444 nucleotides. RefSeq names its product transcription termination factor lodestar (gene lds). Gene Ontology annotation, cellular component: nucleus. Gene Ontology annotation, molecular function: ATP binding; ATP-dependent activity, acting on DNA. Lineage: Eukaryota; Metazoa; Arthropoda; Insecta; Diptera; Tephritidae. The record is from RefSeq and is a predicted model, not a curated record. Gene Ontology annotation, biological process: DNA repair.